This is a messenger RNA of Pelodiscus sinensis (Chinese soft-shelled turtle), 3544 nucleotides long. The record is from RefSeq and is a predicted model, not a curated record. NCBI's taxonomy places the organism in Eukaryota, Metazoa, Chordata, Testudines, Trionychidae.
AGCUUUGCACCAAAACGUCAUCGGUUUGCAUUGAUCCCGUCCCUCCGGGAUCGUUAUUGCGUCACCUUGUGCAUCUCUAGUGUUACAGUUGCUGGCAGGGACUGUGAAAUCAAUUACCAAAAUAAUUGAAACAGGCGUCAUUCUGUAGCAUUAUGGUGACAAAGAAACAUACAGAAUUUUAACUUUUUUGACAUAGAAUUCCUCCAGGAGUUAGAAUCUCAUCAAAGGUGACAGCGCACUGGAAGGAAAGUGGCCAGGUGUGGGCAGGAGUCUGGAUGCACCAGUGGGCUUAGGUCAGCAGCCAUAGUCCCUGGGGAGUGAGGCCAUAGUGCACCGGGGCUCCAACCCCAAGGAUCCAGUGGCCAGACAGCACACUCCUCGCUGCCCCAGCCAGCCCAGAGUUCUCCCCACACUUUCUGCCCUGAGUAGACUAAAGAAGAACUCCAUUUCCCAGCAUCCUUUCAGAGAAAGUGGAGUCACAGGCUGUCAUCGGCUGAAGACUUCCUUCUGUGAUUGGUACUGCACAAUCAGUAGUGAAAGUGAAGAGACAUUUACGGACAGACACAGAUCAGGUCAGAGAACUGUACUUCAAAAAACUCUUUUGAGUUUAAUGGAACCAGCUAAGGAAGAAGGAAUCAGUGUCCAAGAUGAGGCUGUGGACAAAAGCAACUUUAAGAACUGCAACCACAUUGCUUUCUACAGACGUCAGAAACUUCUGCAUCCUGGGAAGUCCUUGUAUAAAGCAUUGUUGGAUUCAGUUACAUUAUGCAACGACAGUGUCACACUCCAAAUAAUUAAUGAGAAGGUUUCUCUCCUAGUGGAAAUUUAUGCAAUAGAAGGCAACGUUUUCAGGCUUAAAAUUAAUGAGGUAUCGCCUCUCAAAUCAAGAUAUGAAGUCCAUGAUGUUCUCAUAAAAGAACCUACCACUCAGAGGCUCUCUAUAGCCCAGAAGGAGGCAGGCAUUCUGGUACUGACAUGUGAUCAUGAGGACCACAAGCUUCACAUCACAGCAAAUCCAUUCCAGAUAGUAUUAGAGUCCAAGGGUGAGACUGUACUGAGUGUGAACGGCAAUGGCCUGUUGUACUUUGAGCAUCUACAACCACCACCCCAAAACAGCAAAAGCACAGCACAGAACAAAGAGGACACACCAACUGACUCCUCUCAGGAAAAUCAAGAGGAUCUGAGUCUCUGGGAAGAGAAAUUUGGCAGCUUUUUAGACAUCAAAGCUAAUGGUCCCAGUUCCAUAGGCUUGGAUUUUUCUUUGCAUGGAUUUGAACAUGUCUAUGGAAUACCAGAGCAUGCAGAGACACUUCUCCUCAAAAACACCAGUGACAAUGAUGCCUACCGACUUUUUAACUUGGAUGUCUACGGGCACAAGAUCCAUGACAAAAUGGGCAUUUAUGGUUCAGUACCUUUUCUGUUAGCACAUAAACUUAACAGAACUUCUGGGAUCUUCUGGCUGAAUUCCUCAGAAACUCUAGUGGAAAUUAAUACAAAAGCUGUAAUGGAGCAUGUACCAUGCAGAUCCCCUCCAGACGUGACUAAGCAGAGAGUUGUGCCUCAAACAGAUGUGCGUUGGAUGUCAGAAAGUGGAAUAAUUGAUGUUUUCUUGCUAAUGGGGCCCUCCCCUUUUGAUCUCUUCAAGCAAUAUGCACAAUUAACAGGCACUCAAGCCUUGCCUCCAUUCUUCUCCUUGGGCUACCACCAGUGCCGCUGGAACUAUGAGGAUGAGCAGGAUGUAGAAGCAGUAGACGCUGGCUUUGAUGAACAUGACAUCCCGUAUGAUGUUAUAUGGCUGGACAUAGAGCACACAGAGGGCAAGAGAUACUUCACCUGGGACAAGAAAAAAUUCCACAACCCCAAAAGGAUGCAGGAACUGCUCAAGAGGAAAAAACGCAAGCUUGUCGUCAUUAUAGAUCCUCAUAUUAAGGUUGAUCCCACGUAUGCCAUAUAUUCUGAGGCCAAAAAAAAGGGGUAUUUUGUGAAGGACCGAAAAGGCCAUGACUUUGAGGGCAUCUGUUGGCCAGGUUCCUCUUCUUACCUGGAUUUUACCAGUCCUGAAGUCCGAGAAUGGUACGCAGAUCAGUUUGCCUUCAGGUCAUAUAAGGGUUCUACUGACAUCUUGUUUGUAUGGAAUGAUAUGAAUGAGCCUUCAGUCUUCAAAGGGGCAGAACUAACCAUGCAGAGAGAUGCUGUUCACCAUGGCAACUGGGAGCACCGGGAGGUUCACAAUCUCUAUGGUUUUUACCAGCAAAUGGCAACUGCAGAAGGACUCAUCAAACGCUCUGAGGGACAGAAGAGGCCAUUUGUCCUCACGCGCUCUUUCUUUGCUGGAUCACAGAAAUAUGGUGCCGUAUGGACAGGAGACAAUGUAGCAAAGUGGAGUUACUUAAAAAUCUCCAUUCCAAUGUUGCUUACAAUCAGCAUUGCAGGAAUUUCAUUCUGUGGAGCUGAUGUGGGCGGGUUUAUUGGGGAUCCAGACCCAGAGCUACUUGUUCGCUGGUAUCAGGCUGGUGCAUACCAGCCUUUCUUCAGAGGCCACGCCAAUAUCGACAGCAAACGACGUGAACCAUGGCUAUUUGGGGAUGAGAACACACGGCUCAUCAGGGAGGCCAUUAAAGAGCGAUACACCCUUCUGCCCUACUUGUAUUCACUGUUCUACCGGGCACACACUACCGCUGAACCAGUCAUGAGGCCUCUCUGGGUUGAGUUCCCCAAGGAACAAGAAACUUUUGGUGUGGAAGACGAAUACAUGCUAGGAAAUGCUUUACUGGUGCAUCCAGUCGCUGAACAAGAGAUCACUACCAUGAACAUUUUACUGCCAGGGUCUGAUGAGGUUUGGUAUGACUUCAGAAGAUUUAGACGACAGGACUGUCCAGGCACUCUGAAGAUACCAGUAACACUAGAGAGUAUUCCAGUGUUCCAGCGAGGAGGGAGUGUGGUGCCUCUUAAGACCAAAGUGGGAAGAUCCACUGAAUGGAUGACAGAUAUUUCUUACGAACUCCGUGUUGCUCUGGACUCCAAGGACUUUGCAGUAGGUGAGCUCUAUCUAGAUGAUGGGCAUUCAUUUCACUACCUCCAGAAGAAGCAAUUCCUGCACAGGAAAUUCACAUUCCACAAGAAAGUUUUCUCUUCCAGCUGUGCUGAUGAAAUUGGGCAAUACCACACAAAAUGUGUAGUUGAACGGAUACUAAUUCUAGGAGUUCAGAAGCAGCCCACAUCUGUGAAUGCCAAUCUCCAGGAUGGGAAAGACAAAGAAGUGGUUUUCACGUAUGAUAUCACGACCUCCAUGUUGACCCUGGAAAAGCUAUUAUUGAAUAUUGGUGAUGACUGGGAAAUUCACAUCAUGUGAGAAGAUAAACUGCAUCUUCAGAGAAGUUGAUGAAAAGUUGAAAGGAAAUGGUUUUGAAGGACUUAACUUGUUCUCUUGAAUAUGACUAGUUUGUAAAAUGUAAGCAGAGCUAUUGCAGCCACAGGCUGAUCUUUCUUAACGUUAUCUUUUAUAAAAGAUUUAUUUGAUUUAGAUUUUACACACUCUUCCCAG